This is a messenger RNA of Dendroctonus ponderosae (mountain pine beetle), 1761 nucleotides long. RefSeq names its product transcription factor MafAa-like. Bases 209 to 1153 code for a protein of 314 amino acids. Gene Ontology annotation, molecular function: RNA polymerase II cis-regulatory region sequence-specific DNA binding; DNA-binding transcription factor activity, RNA polymerase II-specific. Gene Ontology annotation, biological process: regulation of transcription by RNA polymerase II. Gene Ontology annotation, cellular component: nucleus. The record is from RefSeq and is a predicted model, not a curated record. Lineage: Eukaryota; Metazoa; Arthropoda; Insecta; Coleoptera; Curculionidae. The transcript has a single exon.
UCCAUCCAAAUGCCCGCCUCUCCAACUCGAAUCCAGGACUAUCCGGGACGCGCCACCAACACCGCUGUCGGUGGCAGCAAAAAUGAUUCUGCCGCCGUCGUAAAUGCAUUGCGAAAACCUUAAGAAAGUGUUUCGAAAAUAACGCGAAGUGUUUGCUCACGGCGAACUUUUUUAGCCAGUGUUUUUUUUUGUUUUGAAUGUGGGCAUCAUGGAUGACAAUCAGCAAGAUUUAUUAGCCGAAGAGUAUGUUCAGGAUUUUGUGUUAGACCAUCUAGAGGAUAUCACAGUGAAAAGGGAAGAAAAGCGUCAGUACAUUGAAUCUGUGGCCUGGUUACCUCACGAGGAAGAUUCUUGCAGCAGAAUGGGCGGAAGGGCUCAGGGCUGGGACGAUAGAAGAAAUGUAACACCGUCAGAGCCGAUCUACCAACAACCCGUUAUGAUCAACAUGACAAAUCCAGAUACACCUCCGCAUACCUCUCCAAGCCAAUCGCCUGCACCGUAUAGAUCAUCUGGCUUGGAGGAGCAACAGCACAUGAUGUGGUUUCCACCAGUGAUGCGUUCUGAGCCUCAACCUUUGGACCUCAGGCCGCUUCAUUGCAUGGGUGGAGAUCCGGAAUGGGAACGACGAGGUUACAUUCCGUCAGGUAUAAUUCCGGAGGACCAAAACCACAAUCAUCUGCUACAUCAAAGACCUCAAUCAGUGUCUUCGCUGGCGAGUGCACUUUCACCUCGACUGGGACUUCGUAAAAACGACAGUGGAUAUUUCGGAUCGAGUGAUGAGUUCAAUACCAGUGGUUAUUCAACGUGCUCAGAUGAGCUGGGUCGUCUGAGCGACAAAAUGCUUAUGACGCUUUCUGUGCGAGAGCUAAAUAAAAGGCUUCACGGUUGUCCUAGAGAAGAAAUCGUCAGACUCAAGCAGAAAAGGCGAACUCUGAAAAACCGAGGAUAUGCUCAAAAUUGCCGAUCGAAACGAUUGCAGCAACGGCACGAACUAGAGCAAACCAACAGAAGCCUGCAGAAUGAGCUCCAUAGAAUCAGAUCGGAAUUAGCCAGAGCAAUACAGGAGGUUGAUCGUCUAAAACUCCAAAUCCGCAACCAGGCGAGUCAGAAUAUAAAUUGCGAUGGUCAGAAUUCGGCCGAAUACUAUGUGUGACAUCAAUUCCAGGGUCGAAGAGUAUAGCUCUUGCGACCCUCUGGAUUUCCGCCAAGGAUCGCAAAACAAGUGAAACGAAGUAUUUUUUAGACUACAAUUGGAGCGGUAUUGUGCCAAUUUUUCUUCAAUUUGUGUGAAUAGCUGUUGGUUAUUUAUGUAUUGCUAAAAACAGUAUGUAAUACGUUUAUAUCAAAAAACGCUUUUUUAUUUCUCAUAUUGUUAUUUGAAAUAAAUUAGCAUUAAACUUAUUGUUAUUAUUGCAUCAGUUUUAUGCUCCGUUUUAUUAAGUACUUUAAUUUUUAAGUUUUAUAAUUGAAGCCUAUUUUUAGUCGUUUUGAUGUUCCGAUUUUUCUAUGUACCAACCAACAAUAUCACUAUUAAAUGUCGAAUGAAACGAUUUGCAUAUCUUUCAUUAUUAUACGAAUUUUUUUAAUGGAAAUGUUAUGUAUGGUUUUGUACAUUCAUCAUGAAAUAUUUUUAUAUACCUGGGGUCAAUUUUGGACCUGCUGUGUUAUGUUUUUAGAAUAUAAUAUAUUGAAUAUGUUAUAUGAGUAAAAAGUUGUAAAUAACAGAACUUUAGAGACCAAUAAAAUCAUUGGCUACGCCAA